AGACGUUAUGGCACAACGUCAUGCAUUUAGACUGACAUCAAUUCAUUAAAUAAGAAUAGUGAAGCUAUUGCAUUGGGCUUUUGAGUUUAAGGCUACAUAACUUGAAAGGGGGGGAUAACUGACAUCAUUUCCUGUGUGGGUAACUAGGGACUGUCUGGGACCAAAUUAGUACAUAGUACAUAACAUUUUGUCAAGGUCACAUGACCCAAUCAAUUCUUAACAGCAUUUUAAGCUCUACACAAUAACAAGAAGGAAUUUUGGCAGGCCCUUGCCUCCUUUCCAUUGUUCUUCUGCCAAGUGGAUUUUUUCACUGGGCUUUAUGGACUAGUUAUUUAUAAUGUUUAGUAAUAUAACGAAGAAUGAAAUUGUAUGUUGGUGAUGUCUGAUGAUGAGAUUGAAGAGUCUUGGACAGAAUUUUUCGAAAACAAUCAUGUGAUACCACCCCACCAUUCAAGAGGUUCUCAAAAUAACAAGGGAGCUCAAAUCUUUCCAUUUUGUCUUAAUCUAAAGAGUUUAGAGCUGUCAUUUGCAAGUAAAACUGAAAGUGAUUUUCAACUGCAGUUAACUUUUUAUGAUGCAGCUAAUCAUUGUUUCUUUGGAAGUACAUGGAUUGGUGCCAUUGUUAAAUCACAGAUUAACUCGAAUGGAGUUCACGUUUUAUCACUGAAUGAACCGCUAUAUUUCCACACAUCUGUGAAUGAUUACACUACAUUUGCUGUUGUGGAGUUAGUAAAUACAACUGGUAAUGUAUUUGAAAGUGUUGGUUGGGCAUGGAUUCGUGUAUUUUCACAGUACGAAUCUUUAACUGACACUGGCGAAACUGCUCUCCCACAGAACAAGAGGGUGGAAUUUUACCAUGGAUCCCCAAUGGCGUUGUUGCAUAUUCCUGAACCUGUUGAAGAAUAUUUACAUUUGAAGAAGCUAAACAAUUGUACUUUGCAUUAUACUUUGCAAACUCAUGAAGUUUUAGAGAAGAUUAGGCAUUUACUUCCAGAGAAUGUGUUUCUUAGUGGGGAUGAUUUUGUGCCAGGAGUUGCUGAGGAAGGAGAACAAGAUGAUGGAUUAAUAGAUAUUUUAAAAUCACCUGUGCCAAUAAAAUGCUGGCCUUGUCACUUAAAUAAGCUAUGCAUUAAUCUUCUUCCAUCUGUUGAUAAAUUCGAAGAACAACUUUGUGAACUGUUGCAACAAGAUAGACUCGUAAAAGAUCUUGUAACAGCCGAUGGUAGUGUUAUAACGAUUUGUGAACGAAAACUAAAGGUUGGUGUGCACAAUGGUUGGAAGUUUGUGAAAUCACCUCAUAUUACUUAUCUGGAGAAAGAGUACCCAAACACAAUGUCAAUAAAGUCCAAGAAGCAAAGUUUAAGGCCUGGUUCAACUAAUUCAACAAAAGAAUGUUCAGGUUUAAUUUUAACAAGUCGUUUGGAACUGAAUGAGAUGAUAAAACACCCAUUGUUUGCUAUUGUUUUUCAACUGCAAUAUGUGGUUAACGUACCAGUCAUACAACCUGAAAUACCAACUGGAAGAAGGGCAAGAAGUAAAUUUGGUUCAUCUUUUGGAAGUAUGCCAUUAGCGAAGAAAGUUGAGAUUGCUCUUCGGUCUGUGAUUUGGGUUCCAUUUGAAAAUGGAAAGAUGAACAAAAGCAACAUUGCGCUUGAAUUAAAUGGUGGUACUGGUCCCAAUCCUUUUGGUAAUAUGGUUUUUGCAGAAAUGUACGAAUUUCCUGAAGACUUGCAUUUUGACUCGCUUGGAAAGAUUUCGUUUGACUUUGUUCAACCGAAGUUAAAAAAAGCACAAGAUGUGUCACCGAAUAGAUAUCUUGCACCAUUGGAGCAACCUUUUUAUCGUUCUUAUUCUACCCCAACUACUGAUGAAAGAUCUAUCUAUACUGAUACUGACAUCAACCAGAUAUCGUCUAUUGGUAACAAGCCUCCAAUACCACCUGCAUUCCAGCAGUCCCAAAUGAUGACUCCGCGUUAUGUGCAACAAGUCCAACAUUUAACGGAACUACCACGUACUCAACAAUACACCCCUUUGAUCGUAUCAGCUAUGGAAACACCAAAGCCAGUUGCAUUAAGUCGAGUUGCACACUCUUUGUUACACACAGUGGAGUAUCCGAAGAUAUCAGACACACAGGGAAAUCACCCUUUCAUUGUCGAUCCCCAGGAGAUUGUGAAAUAUGAAAUUGCACGUGAGAAUCGAGAUCCUUUGCAUGCAAAUGAAAUUAUCUUGCAGUUCCUUGCAGCAUCAAGGUGCGGUCAUAGAACUGCUUUUUUCACCUUUCAGUUUUAUCGGUUUCCGCAGACUACUACAGAAAGGUUACAUUUAAAAAAACUUGAUGGUGCAGAUAGGGUUCAUGGAGACAUUCCUUUUAUACUACAAAAAAGCACCAGGGAUGGAAAAAUAUCAACACACUCUCCUCCGGGAUUAAUGAUAAAAUACACUGUGGAUCCUUCGUUUUUGCAACCUGGCGAAAAAACUUCAUUUCUCAAAUAUCUAUUACAGCAAAGACUUUAUAUAGACAUGUGGGAUGGAGACUCGCUUCUGCUCAUUGGUUCAACGUCGAUUGCUUUAAAGCACCUCCUUCGACAAGGUAAACCCGCUGUGCAAGUGUCAGAGGAGUUGGAUGUGGUUUUUAUGGAAUAUUCAGAAGAUAAUCCAACACUAGCUGGCGAUGUGUUACAAACUGGUCUUACUCAGCCUCCUGGUGUAAAGAUUUCUUUGGAAGCGAAACUGUUUCUGCGAUUAGCCAACAUAGGUUGUCUACCUGAUACGAAUUCUGAAAAACUGCAACAACUACCACCCUCUUUUAAAUCAACUGUUGUUCCAAGUGCUCCAUUGUUAACAUCAUCACGAAAUCCCUCUUCUCAGCAGUUUAAAAAAUCAGCAACGUCCACAGCUAAAUUGGUUUCUGACUGCGAUGCUGAGCUUGCUACUGUUUUGCUGACGAGAAAAGACGUGCCUGGUAAAACGAAGAAAAUGAAAGAAAAUGAAGCAAAUUUAAUACGCAAAAGAAAAAUAGAAAGAAUGCAAGCAAUUCGUCAGUUAAAUGGUGGUGAAGAAAUACCUUCGCCUUUCAUACUCCAGAAAGAAGAGAAAAUUCAAAGAACGAGAGAUCUCAGAACAAUCCAACUGUACAGAGAGAAGUACAAAUCAAACAACAUUUUAUCGAUCUUGGAAGAGAACGUCACUACCCAUCAUAUGAUCCACUCUUCGUUAGGACAUGCAGAAUUUUUUGAGUUCGCUUUGAAGAAUCCUUAUCCCAACGAUCACGUGGUCAUGAUUACACUCGACGAUAAAGAACUACAAGUUGUUGUGAAUCCACAGGAAUGGCGAUAUUUGAAACAACAAACGGAGACAAACACAGCAAUCGAGGAGCAAAUGUUCACGUCAUCAACCGAAGCGGGUACUAAACUGUUCAUACAAGCAAAUGAAACUGUUCACGUACCAUUCAAGUUUCAAAGUUUUACUUCGCAACACAUCGCACCUGAAAUGGGUCCGUCUCAUCCUUUGUACACAAAGUCCAAUGAUUAUUCACUACAGACUUUUGGGAAAGAUACUACUUUGUCAUCAAAAGAUAUAAAGGUUUUAUUUCAUGGUAACGAGAGCAAAACACUGGCAAUUCUUAUACUUCAUGUCGAACUUCACCCUCACACGAUCAACCAAACCUUUCGAUUUUAUCAACCUGAGCAAACCUUCUUAAAGAAAGCUAUUCGCUUGCCACCGUGGCAUACGCUACCAGGUUCGUCCAUACUUACUGACGGCACUCCUCCUCGCGUGGUUGCAAAAUGUAGUGACGAUGGAGCGAUCUGUGAAACGCACCAAGUUCGCGUCGGCGAACCACACGAAGUGUUCAUUAAGGUUCCAUGUGGUAUUUCACCUAGCGUUAAUAGAUUCUUUAUUUUGGUCUUUAUAGAUAAGUAUUGUACCAAACCAUGUCAAAUAUGGCAGUUCUACGUGCAUUCAUUGCAAAGAGUUGAUAUCAAUGCCACGGAGGGACAGAGCAGCAAGCUCUCUAUCCUUCUAAAAGGGACGCAAUCAUCUCGAAUGGUGAAAUGUUUUUCAUCGAAUCCUGAUGAAUUGAAGGUAGCGCCUCAAGAUCAUUUCAUGUUGAUGUCAAACGGCGUACAAGAAGUAUGUUUCACCCUACGACCGCUAGUUUCUGGUAAACGAAUGAUGUUUGUGAAUGUAGUUGAUCAAGAAUUCCACCAACUGGUAAAAUCUUGGCUUGUAAUGACAACUUGCUCUCCUCCUGUGAUAACGAAGUCAUUUGAAGUCCAUUUAAGAGUUGGUGGUGGAGCAGGCUCAAACAAAAAAAUAUCGUUCUUGAACCCCUACCCGGUGAAAAAGAACUUUUAUUUUAAAACAAAUCGUGAUGAUUUGGUUCAGUUUAAAGAAGAUGGUGUAUUGCUGGGAGGAGGAGAGACGCAUAAUAUUGGUCUUUUUUUCUUGCCACAGCAGUCAGAGGGCUCCACCACAGUGCUUAUUUUCAUCAAUGAUCGCGAUGGUAAAAAUGAAGAGACGUUUUGUGUUAAAGUGACGUAUAUAUCCGAUGAUAAACGUUAAGCCAUGAGUUUUGUUUUUAAAUGUAUCGUUAAGUAUUUAUGCUAAUUUAUACUGUAUAUAACAUCAAAUUAGGAAUUUUUAUCAAAAGAUUAGGAUAAUUUAAUAUA
Hydractinia symbiolongicarpus is the source of this 4670-nucleotide messenger RNA. RefSeq names its product nephrocystin-4-like. Gene Ontology annotation, cellular component: cytoskeleton; ciliary basal body; ciliary transition zone. Lineage: Eukaryota; Metazoa; Cnidaria; Hydrozoa; Anthoathecata; Hydractiniidae. Gene Ontology annotation, biological process: protein localization to ciliary transition zone; negative regulation of canonical Wnt signaling pathway. The coding region runs from base 370 to 4563 and encodes 1397 amino acids. The transcript is spliced from 32 exons. The record is from RefSeq and is a predicted model, not a curated record.